AUGCCCCCCCACAUCGCCCGCCGAGCCUCCUCCCCCACCCAGCCCCUCCUCCAACUCCCCGCCGAGCCCGAAGAUGAAUCCGAACCGGAAGACACCUCGACCCUCCACCCAGCCAGCUCGAGCAGCUCCAUGCACUUCCCCGACCGGUACCAGAACCCCCACCAGCGCGACGUGCGCCGCUACCUCGCCUUCGCAAGCGCCAUCGUCUCCUGCCUCUGCGCCGGCUCCAUAACCGCAUACUCUCUCUACGGGCAUCUCUUCCAAGAGCGCCUGCGCUACACCCAGCUGCAGGUGAAUAUCGUCUCCAUCACCGCCGAGCUGGCCAUGUACCUCCCCGUUCCCAUCUUCGGAUAUCUCUGCGACCGUGUCGGGCCGGCGCCGCUGUCCCUCUUUGCUGGCGUCGUGUUCGGCCUGGGGUAUACACUCGCGGCUUUCACGUAUCGGAGUGGUGCGGCGGAAGUGGGGAUGCCGGAGGCGCAGGGGGGGUGGCCAUUUGCGUGUAUGGUGGUGGCGUUUGUGGCGAUUGGGAUGGGGACGGCGAGUAUGUAUCUCUCUGCUGUGACGACGUGCGCGAAGAACUUUGGGCGUGGAAGGCAUAAGGGACUGGCGCUUGCGGCGCCGAUUGCGGCGUUUGGGCUGAGUGGGAUGUGGCAGAGUCAGAUUGGGAGUCGGGUGCUGUAUGAGCGGUUGCCUGAGGGUGGGAAGGGGGAUGUGGAGCCGUUCAUGUAUUUCUUGUUCUUGGCUGUGACGUUGUUGGCUGCGGGAUUGUUGGGGUCUGUGGGGCUGCAGAUUGUGGGUGAAGAUGAGCUGAUUGAUGAUGCGCUGGAGACGCUUGAGGCGAGCGGGCUGUUGCAGGAUAGUGCGUUUUUCAGGGGGAGCGAGGCGGCGCGGGAUUAUGGCUCUAUCAAUGGCCACGAUUCUACGGAUGAUACGGCCUCAACUAGGCGGCUGGCAGCGGCCGCCAAGGCGAGAGAGGCUGCGAGGGAGGCGCUCGAGGCGCGCAAGAAAACAUUCCUUCUCAACGAAGAGACGCGCAUCUUCUUGACCGACCCGACGAUGUGGCUCCUAGCGCUUGGUUUCUUCCUCGUCACCGGACCCGGAGAGGCAUUCGUCAACAACCUCGGUACCAUCAUAGGGACACUCUACCCACCCAUCGUCCCGGGCGUCAAAGGCGAGACCCAAACUACAGCAGCCACCCACGUGAGCAUCGUCGCCGUGACUAGCACCAUCGCGCGUAUCCUCACCGGGACGCUUACCGACCUCCUCGCGCCCAUCUCUCGGCCCCACGAAAACAUGGCCGCAUCCAUCUCAUCCCUCCGCCCGCCCUCGCUUCGCCCCUCCCACCUAACCAUCUCCCGCAUCGUCUUCCUCCUCUUCUUCUCCCUCCUCAUGACAGGCGGACAAGUUGCACUAGCGAGCGGCUUUGUGCAGGGUCACGGCGAGCGUUUCUGGAUCGUGUCGUCAGCUAUUGGGGCUGGUUACGGUGCGAUUUUCAGCAUCACGCCCAUCAUCAUCAGCGUCAUCUGGGGGGUUGAAAACUUCGGAACAAAUUGGGGAAUCGUGGCGGUGGUGCCGGCGCUGGGGGCGACGCUGUGGGGGGUCGUGUAUAGUAGUGUGUAUCAGUGGGCAGCGGAGAGGGGCGGGGUGGAGGAUAGGGAUACGUAUGUGCUUUGUUAUGGGCGGGAGUGCUAUGAGACUACGUUCUGGGCGAUGGCGGGGAGCGUGUGGCUUGCGUGUCUACUGUGGGCGUGGGCGUGGAAGGGGCCAGGAGGGUGGUCUCAGAGGGGCAUUGCCAUUUGA
This is a messenger RNA of Pseudogymnoascus destructans, 1800 nucleotides long. RefSeq names its product putative transporter mch1 (gene MCH1). The transcript has a single exon. Gene Ontology annotation, cellular component: membrane. Bases 1 to 1800 code for a protein of 599 amino acids. Gene Ontology annotation, biological process: transmembrane transport. NCBI's taxonomy places the organism in Eukaryota, Fungi, Ascomycota, Leotiomycetes, Thelebolales, Thelebolaceae. Gene Ontology annotation, molecular function: transmembrane transporter activity. The record is from RefSeq and is a predicted model, not a curated record.